GUAGGGAACCCCGCUGACGAGCUGCGGCUGACCUUCCCCGUCCGCGAUGGCGUCGUUCUAGAACCGUUUCGGUUGGAACACAAUCUCGCCGUCAGCAACCACAUCUUUUACCUCCGCCAUUCUGUUCAUCAGACGCUGACAUGGAGGCCAGACCUGGAGCUGAAGUUCAAGUGUUACCAUCACGAAGACAGGCAGAUGAACACCAACUGGCCGGCGUCCGUCCAGAUCAGCAUCAACGCCACCCCGCUGACAAUAGAGCGGGGCGAGAAUAAAGCCACGCACAAACCACUCUACCUGAAGCAUGUGUGUCAGCCUGGGAGGAACACCAUUCAGAUCACUGUGACCACUUGCUGCUGCUCCCAUCUGUUUGUACUCCAGUUGGUACACAGACCCUCCGUCCGGUCAGUGCUGCAAGGCCUCCUGAAAAAGAGAUUGCUACCUGCUGAACACUGCAUUGCAAAAAUCAAGCGCCAUUUCAGCGGCGGCGGAGCCAUCUCGGCCGGGAACCCGGGGCUGACCGGGGAGGACGGUGUGGAGCAGACAGCCAUGAGAGUCUCUCUGAAGUGCUCGAUCACGUACAGACAGAUCCAGCUGCCUGCAAGGGGCCAUGAGUGCAAACACAUACAGUGUUUCGACCUGGAGUCUUAUUUACAGUUGAAUUGUGACCGAGGAACCUGGCGAUGCCCAGUGUGCAAUAAGCUGGCAUUGCUGGAAGGCUUGGAGAUCGAUCACUACAUGUGGGGCAUCUUAGCGGCCAUUCAGAACACCGAGUUCGAAGAGGUGACAAUCGACCCGAUGUGCAGCUGGAGGCCGGUGCCCGUGACGCCAGAGCUACACGUCAAAGAUGACCCCGACGCGCCUGCGGCCAAGCGGUGCAAGACCAUGAGUCCCGGCCAGACGAUCAUGCCCAAUGUCAUGGAGGUGAUUGCAUCCCUGGGACCAGGGAGCUCUCCAUACCCAUCGCUGACACUGCCACCAGGGGGCAUCAUCAACCACGCUGACUACCCUCAUCAGAAUGCUGUCUAUGCUAGCCAGGGAAGCUUGGCAGAUUUUCCCCAUGCCAACACAUCCGUGAAUGAGUUUACGCACGGACCACCCAUGCCGUACCUGGCUGACGUCUCAAAUAUGGCUCCUGAGAAGCCCCUCGCCCACUCUGUGCUGGAGCAGAUUCCUCAUUCUGGAACAGUGGACCAACCCCACAUGACUGUGCAGCCAGGAGUCCAUGCACAUCACCUCAGUGCUCAGUCGUUGCACCAUCGCAGCCCAUCCCAGCACCCACGGCAGCUCCAGCAGACAGGCGUCGGUGUCCAUUCACGUGGCGAACUGUCCUUCAACCCAUCUGCAAUCAUGGAAGCUCAGGCAAGCAGCCAAGGAGCAGCUGAUGUCCCUGAGUCUUCUCUAGAACUUCUUCCAGACAUCACAAACCCAGAUGAACUGCUGUCCUACCUAGGACCUCCAGACAUGCCGAACAACAGCAAUGAUGAUCUUCUUUCCUUGUUUGAGAACAACUGAGAAUCUUGCCCCUCACCCAGUGGGGUGAGAACACUACAG
This is a messenger RNA of Chiloscyllium plagiosum (whitespotted bambooshark), 1551 nucleotides long. NCBI's taxonomy places the organism in Eukaryota, Metazoa, Chordata, Chondrichthyes, Orectolobiformes, Hemiscylliidae. The record is from RefSeq and is a predicted model, not a curated record.